Dendrobium catenatum is the source of this 829-nucleotide messenger RNA. RefSeq lists its product as uncharacterized. Lineage: Eukaryota; Viridiplantae; Streptophyta; Magnoliopsida; Asparagales; Orchidaceae. The transcript is spliced from 2 exons. Bases 229 to 462 code for a protein of 77 amino acids. The record is from RefSeq and is a predicted model, not a curated record.
CUCUCAUGGUCCAGUGAGUUGAUGGUGAAGGAAAUCAAGAGGAAGGAGGCCGAAGUGGAAUCCCGUGGGUGCAAGUCUGUGGCGUGCGGAGCAUUUUAAGCGACCGGCUACCCACUUUCAACUUUGCACAGCUGAUUGGAGCACGGUUGGCGGUGAGUUGAGACCAGCGUGAGAAGAAAAGGAGCUUUGGUUCUUGAGUCCAGUUCUCCGCAGGCGAAUCACGGGGAGAUGGAAUGGUGGCGGAGGAUGGUAAAGAAGAACACCGUAUCCGUGGCAGAUACAGAGAAACCGAAGCAAGAAGGAGAUGGAAUGCUACAACUUCAUGAUGCCAUUCAAACAUGUGAAUAUAAUGAUAUAUUGGUGAUGUGGGAGAUGUUGCAAAAUCCACAUACAGAAUUAAUGCAAGAUGCAAAGCCAAAAUCAACAGAUUGCAAGAUUGUUGUGGCCUCAUCACAUCAUUAGAUGAAUCAUACAUAUGCAAAACCCUAGUAAGACAUAUAAAAUGUUGAAUUAUGUCCCAUUAUUCCCCAUUGCAUGCACAUGUGAGAAUCAUGUUCAUGUCAUGAUGGAUGCAUGGUCACAUGCAUGAGAGAGUGACCAAUAAAUAUUAGAUAUGAGAUAAAUGGAGUACUAUAGGUUACUUACUACUUCUUUAGAAGAUGAAUGGGUUGGCUUUUUGGUUCCAACCUUUAUUAUAAGAAAUGAUAUGGAAAGGUUAUAAAUAUUGUACUCCAAAUGUAUAAUUAUAAUAAAUUAGCCUACUAUUCUUGUAAAGAUGCAUAGAAGCUAGAUGAAUAUGGUGUUGAGUUUAGAGACUAGAAAUAUAUAA